AUGACAGAGUCUACUCGUCGCUCCACGCGCCAAGUGAAUAUGAAAGAGUCUCAAGGCAACGUCGAUGAUGGAGGGGGUGGCGAAUCCACCUCCCAAGCGCCUUCGAAAAGGGCGAAGACCGGCAGGCGCAUGCGCAUCAUUUCUCCCGCUCCCGGCACAGACGACUCGACCGUGCCGCAGUCUGGAGCCGCUCAGCCGCCCACGGACACAUCAGGGGACAACGGAGGCUCAGAGAAGGAGAUGACUGGGCAUGGCGAGAGCGAUAACGAUGAGGGCGGUGAGGAACGUGUGAAGAACAAGUUUAUCGACGAUGAGGCGGAAGAAGACGACGAGGGAGAGGACGAAGACGGGGAGAAAGCUCACCCGGAUGCAAUCGAAGACCUGGGCGUCGCAAUCGGGGGCAAUGACAGCGAUGACGAAGACAUGGUCGACCUUGGCGCCGGGGCGCAUGCUGAUAACGACGACUCCGACUCCGAUGGCGAGCACUCGGCGUAUUCUUCCGCCAAUCACCAAGCCCCGGGCGUUGUCUCUGGUCCUGAGGCCGUACAAGUCCAUAUCAACGGUCUCCAACCCGCCGCUCAGUACUUCAGGAUGUUCGUUCUCGACAAGAAGCACCCAGUUUACUUGGCUAUCAAGGCGGACGCUAUAACGAAGUACUACGGCGUCAAUCCGUACUUGUUCGCACAGGGUGUCUAUAAUGCCAUGCACACUUACGACGAGAUCCCCCUCUUCUCGACCUCUGCGUACCGUCCGGAGAACGCUACGGACUACCCGGAUCCCGCUGCUACGCUGGAGAAGAUUUAUCCGCAGUUCGACCUUCUGAGGACGCUUGCUACCAUCGUCGGCUUUAGGGAGGGCGCUGGUUACAUCAACCUCAGUCGUAUGGACCCUGCCCGAUUGUUGUUCAUGACCAUGGACAGACGCAGCCGGGACACGUCGCUUGUCACUGUCGCCGACAAGAGGACGCCCGUGAUGUGCCUGACGGGCGGACUCGUGAGGGACUUCUUCGUGGGGCCCGAGGGUCGGAUCUUCAACAAGGAUCCCCGUCGUGGUAUCAGCAUCGCUCCUCUCGAUGGCGAGCCGGCCCGUAUCUUCGCUUGCCUGAACGAGGUCGCCAAGUUUACGGGUGAAGAUCAUCACAAGUUUCCUCUGUACGACAACGGAAGCGUCGCUUUUUCCACGAAGCCGGGGAAGGACGGUAGGAAGCCCAACGUUCCUGGUUACCCAGCGAGCGCGAAGGCGAAGCGAGAGAAGCCCGAACUGAUCUCGGACGGAUCCAAGAACUUCCGCAAAGCAGGAGUGCUCGAGUACAUGGACGAAAUUCCUGUGAUCGAUGCUCGGUCGAAAGCCGUCGACUGGGGCGUCGAUACCCUCAAGGAUUUGAAGGACGAACGCAACUGGCCGCGCUUCGUGGGCAUGCUGGACAGAGACGCUCUCGCAGUCGUCUUCUACACCGUCUCCCGAUGGCAAGUUGACCAGAAAGCGGUCUCGUUCAACAUCGACAGCAUUGUCGUCCUGUCCGACAGCAUCGAUGCCGAGAGUUCUCGCGCGACGAAGGCCCUGAAGGAGGUUGAGAAGGAAGCACUCGCGCGGAAGAAAGCGGAGUUGGAGCAGCAGGUGAAGGAUGACGCAGAGAAAAGGGCUAAGAAGAGGGCGGAGAGGGAGAGGGGAAAGCGAGCGAAGGCGCUUGAGAGCAGUGCGCGGGCCGAGGACGUGCCUGUCGGUGGCGGCGCUCCUGGCACUGACGGGGACGUCGCUGAGACCCCGGUCUCCGGUAGGAAGAAGCGUCUGACUCACGAGCGCCCUGCAGUCGCUAAUGGCGCCUCCAAUGAUCAAGAAUCGCCUUCCAAGAAGGUGCGGUCGUCGGAGGACGAGGCGGGGGUGCCUGCGAGCGGCGGAGACGAAGGCGGCGACGCUGACAUGAACGGGUAG
This is a messenger RNA of Schizophyllum commune H4-8, 1932 nucleotides long. RefSeq lists its product as uncharacterized. Lineage: Eukaryota; Fungi; Basidiomycota; Agaricomycetes; Agaricales; Schizophyllaceae. The coding region runs from base 1 to 1932 and encodes 643 amino acids. The record is from RefSeq and is a predicted model, not a curated record. The transcript is spliced from 13 exons.